AUGGGGCCACAAGACGGUGGUUUCUACAUGUUGUUGCCUUUCCUGCGCGAGCCAGCCUGGCUGAUGCACGGUCGUGCUAUGGGAGAUGUUGCAAAUCAGGGCAACCGCGCUCCGGGUCACUCGCUAUGGGGGUUGUCCCUCUCUUUUGAAAAGGGCCAUCGACAUGGUGCCAUUCACAUUCACAUCAAUAAUUCUCUCUCUCUCUCUCUCUCUGCCGUCUAUAAUGCUGCCUCUGCCUCUGUCUCUGUUUCUUUCUGGCUCUGCUUAGGCUCUCUCAUUCCGUGUGUGUGUGUGUGUGUGUGUGUGUGUGUGUGUGUGUGUGUGUCCAUCUCCCAUUAUGUCUUUGUCUUCUCUCUCUGUCUCUGUCUCUGUGUCUCCUGCUUCAACGUCGCUCUGCGUUGGGCAGCUAGUGUGACGUGA
Monosiga brevicollis MX1 is the source of this 420-nucleotide messenger RNA. RefSeq lists its product as uncharacterized. The coding region runs from base 1 to 420 and encodes 139 amino acids. The transcript is spliced from 2 exons. NCBI's taxonomy places the organism in Eukaryota, Choanoflagellata, Craspedida, Salpingoecidae. The record is from RefSeq and is a predicted model, not a curated record.